AUGCCCUCUCCAUAUCCAAAAACAAACGAUAUCCUUCAGGGGGUGGAGUUCAAAGCUCCUAUUGCUGAUAACGCUGCCCAUAUCUUAUCUGCCGAAGCAAUUGCCUUUUUAGCCACAUUACACCGUUCUUUCAAUGGUACCAGACUUCAGCUACUUCAAAACCGUAAAUUGGCUCAAAAAGAACGUGAUGCUGGUAAGUUGCCGGAUUUUCUUCCAGAAACAAAGCAUAUCAGAGAAGACCAAACUUGGGUGGGUCCACCGUUGUCGCCUGGCCUCGAAGACCGUCGUGUUGAAAUAACAGGACCUACUGACCGUAAAAUGGUGAUUAAUGCUUUGAAUUCCAAGGUUGCGACUUAUAUGGCCGACUUUGAGGAUUCUUCCACCCCAACUUGGUUCAAUGCUACUGAUGGCCAAGUGAACUUGUAUGAUGCAAUCCGCCAAACCAUCGAGUUAAAGUCUCCAAAGAAAACUUAUCAACUUGAUUUGUCAAACGAUCGGAAGUUGCCAACCUUGAUUGUGCGCCCAAGAGGAUGGCACCUUAAUGAGUACCAUUUAUGGAUUGAUGGAGAACCAAUCUCUGGAAGUCUUUUUGAUUUUGGGCUAUAUUUCUUUAAUAAUGCCAAAGAAUCUAUUGCUCGUGGGGUUGGUCCUUACUUCUAUCUUCCAAAGAUGGAACAUCACCUAGAAGCAAAAUUGUGGAAUGACGUCUUCAACUUCAGUGAAGACUAUAUUAGAAUCUCCAGGGGAACUAUUCGUGCCACCGUAUUGAUCGAGACUUUACCUGCGGUUUUCCAGCUCGAUGAAAUCAUUUUCCAAUUGCGUAAUCAUUCGUCUGGCCUUAAUUGUGGUAGAUGGGACUAUAUUUUCUCUUACAUAAAGUCCCUUCGCAAUCACCCAUCUUUUAUUCUUCCAGACCGUGCUCAAGUCAAUAUGAGUGUUGGAUUUAUGGACAGUUAUGUCAAGCGCCUCAUUUAUACUUGUCACAAGCGUCAAGUCCACGCGAUGGGCGGAAUGGCUGCUUUGAUCCCAAUAAAGAAUGAUCCAAUUGCUAACAAGAAGGCAAUGGAAAGCGUCUAUAAGGACAAACUUCGUGAAGUACUUGCUGGUCAUGAUGGAACUUGGAUAGCUCAUCCUGCUAUUGCCGAUAUUGCUUUGGAUGUCUUUAACAAGUACAUGCCUGGCCCAAACCAAAUAAAUAUUACUCGCAAUGAAACUGCAGCCCUUGCUGUCUCUAAUAACAGUCUAUUGUCACCAUUUGUAUCUGGAGGGAAAGUCACUGAAAAAGGUGUCCGUGCAAACAUCUCCAUUGGGUUGGGCUACAUUGAGGCUUGGUUGCGUGGUACUGGUUGCGUAGCUAUCAACUUCCUUAUGGAAGACGCUGCUACCGCGGAGGUUUCUCGUUCCCAAUUAAAUCAAUGGGUUAAGCAUGGCGUUUAUACUGAUGAAGGCGUGCUUAUUGACAAAAGAUAUGUUAGCCGUUUAUUGGAUGAAGAAGUUGAAAAAUUGAUUUCAAAUGCUCCAAGAGGCCAUAAAUACAAGGAAGCUACAAAGUUUUAUAAGCCUGAAAUUACGGACGAGAAGUACAGCGACUUUAUAACUUUGCCUUUGUAUGAAGAAAUCACCAAACAGACUGCUACAAGAAGCAUCAACGCCCAAAAAUUAUGA
Molecule: messenger RNA, 1665 nt
Organism: Saccharomycopsis crataegensis
Lineage: Eukaryota; Fungi; Ascomycota; Saccharomycetes; Ascoideales; Saccharomycopsidaceae
Product: malate synthase
Exons: 1
Coding region: 1-1665 (554 amino acids)
Biological process (GO): glyoxylate cycle
Cellular component (GO): cytoplasm; peroxisomal matrix
Molecular function (GO): malate synthase activity
Source: RefSeq, a predicted model, not a curated record